This is a messenger RNA of Helianthus annuus (common sunflower), 1036 nucleotides long. RefSeq names its product truncated transcription factor CAULIFLOWER A. The transcript is spliced from 9 exons. Lineage: Eukaryota; Viridiplantae; Streptophyta; Magnoliopsida; Asterales; Asteraceae. The coding region runs from base 46 to 792 and encodes 248 amino acids. Gene Ontology annotation, biological process: positive regulation of transcription by RNA polymerase II. The record is from RefSeq and is a predicted model, not a curated record. Gene Ontology annotation, cellular component: nucleus. Gene Ontology annotation, molecular function: protein dimerization activity; RNA polymerase II cis-regulatory region sequence-specific DNA binding; DNA-binding transcription factor activity, RNA polymerase II-specific.
GGUUCACUGAAGCAUAAAAGGUUUUCUGAAGAUAGCUUGAGAGGGAUGGGGAGAGGAAAGGUACAACUAAGGAGGAUAGAGAACAAGAUCAACAGGCAGGUAACUUUCUCAAAGAGGAGAGGUGGCUUAUUGAAGAAAGCCCAUGAAAUUUCAGUUCUUUGUGAUGCUGAAGUUGCUUUAAUUGUCUUCUCCAACAAAGGAAAGCUCUUUGAGUUUUCUACUGACUCUUGCAUGGACAGCAUCUUGGAGCGAUAUGAGCGAUAUUCUUACACUGAGAGACAGCUAGUUGCAGCGGAUGCUACUCCGAGAAGUUGGACCCUAGAGUACAAUAAACUGAAAUCUAGGGCUGAGCUUUUGCAAAGAAAUCACAGGCACUAUAUGGGUGAGGAUAUUGAGUCACUGAGCUUGAAAGAAAUCCAAAAUCUGGAGCAACAGCUUGACACUGGUCUCAAGAACAUUCGAACAAGAAAGAACCAACUCCUGCAUGAAUCAAUCUCCGAGCUUCAGAAAAAGGGAAAGGCCAUACAGGAGCAAAACACUACUUUGACAAAGAAGAUCAAGGAGAAGGAGAAAGACAAGACAAUACCACAAAACACUCAAUGGGAGAUGCACAACUAUGUCGACCACGACACAACCUUCCUCAUGCCGCCCCCACCUCCCGCUCUCAAUAUGGGGGGUGAUUACAACCAUGGUGGUGGUGGUAGUAGUGAAGGAGCUGAUGGGAGGACCAAUGAGCUUGACCUAAGUCUGCAGCCAAUAUAUUCUUGCCACAUGAGGUGCUUUCCUUCCUAAAGUGAUCACCAGCUGGUAGCCAAUCAACGCUUUAGUGAUUAUGCUAAUGAUAAAUUAAUCAUGAAAUUAAGAAAAUAAUAAAAAGAAAAACCAACAAUCAUUUAAGUGUGGUGUGUUUGCUCAUGACUAUUUGGCUUAUGUAAACUAAUCUUAAACAAUGUGAUGUGUUUGCUGAAAAAUUACUAUGUGAUGCAUGUAUAAAACAGGAUUUAUUAAUUGUAUGUUGGUGUGUGACGUUUUAUAA